UGCACAAAAGAUAGUUGAAGCUUGGAGCUUCCAGUGAAAUGUCGACAGAUUCGAACUGUCCCAACUGCGAUUCACAUACCAUGGUGAGGAGAAGUCGCCUGGCUAUCUCGCGAUUCAAGAAGCUUAAGAUGGAUUUUUGUGCAAUAUGCUGCGGUCAUCGAUAUUGUGGAGUCGGCAUUUAUGAAUCCUACUACAAAUGCAGUUCCUGUGGCUGGAAAGGCGAUCCUAACCGAUCCCCCUAAGAUGGCAUACGAAUCUCAAUCUGAAAUAAAAUAGGAAUGCUGUUGCAUUUCUGUUUACCACAGAGUGCAGAUGAAAUAUAUAUACACGAGCUUUUGAGCUUUGGAAAUGCACUUUGAAAAAUUCCAAAGCAGCAAGCCUAUACAUGAACUUUAAGUGUAAUAUGUUUUAAGCAAUAAAAUACGUAUUUAUUUUUCC
Drosophila melanogaster (fruit fly) is the source of this 438-nucleotide messenger RNA. RefSeq lists its product as uncharacterized. The transcript is spliced from 2 exons. The record is from RefSeq and is marked reviewed. NCBI's taxonomy places the organism in Eukaryota, Metazoa, Arthropoda, Insecta, Diptera, Drosophilidae. Bases 39 to 242 code for a protein of 67 amino acids.